This is a messenger RNA of Carica papaya (papaya), 1137 nucleotides long. RefSeq names its product Calcium-binding EF-hand family protein. Gene Ontology annotation, molecular function: calcium ion binding. The record is from RefSeq and is a predicted model, not a curated record. NCBI's taxonomy places the organism in Eukaryota, Viridiplantae, Streptophyta, Magnoliopsida, Brassicales, Caricaceae.
CUAAUUAUAUAUACCUCCCCUCUCCUCCUCUCCACCGCUCAAACUAUCUCUUCUUUCUCAAACUGGAAUCCCCUCUAUAACAACAAACAAAACCCUCUCUCUUUCUCUUCCAUUAAUUUCGCCUUCUGCAUCUUACCUGAAAAUGGCAAGCACCAACCCAGAGUCGAUCUCAAAUGACGCCGUCGCGGCGGUUCCGCAGGAGAAUUCGUCGUCCUCGAUUUACAUGGGGAACCCGGAGGAGCUGCAGAAAGUGUUCGACCGGUUCGACGCCAAUGGCGAUGGCAAGAUCUCCGCCACUGAGCUCCGGGACGUGCUCAAGGCGAUGGGCUCCGAUUACACGGAGAACGAGGUCCAGCGUGUGAUGGAGGAGGUCGAUGCCGAUCGCGACGGUUUCAUUAAUUUUCAGGAGUUCUCCGACCUCUGCCGCUCUAACUCCUGUGACUCCUCCGCGGAGCUCCGUGACGCCUUCGACCUCUACGAUCAAGAUCACAACGGCCUCAUCUCCUCCUCCGAGCUCCACCUCGUCUUGAACCGCCUCGGCAUUAAAUGCUCCGUGGAGGACUGUGUUCGCAUGAUCGGCCCCGUCGAUUCCGACGGCGACGGCAAUGUUAACUUUGAGGAGUUCCAGAAGAUGAUGACAACUUCCCUUGCUCCCGCCAAAGAGUAGAUUUCAUUCUCUCCUCUUUCCUCAAUUGCUUAUAUUAUUGGGGAAGGAGGAUUAUGAACCUCUUCUGAUGUGGAUCUGGAAACGAAAUUGAAAAUUGAAACGGUGGGUUUUCUUUAUAUUCUCCAGAUUUUGCAGAGAGGCUUUCGUUUAUCUUCCUUAUUAGGAUUACUCUGUUUACCUUAAUCUCAUGAUAUAUGAAUGACGAACCUGUAUCCGAAAAUGGAGGUUUCAGCUUCUUCAUCAAUGUCUUCCUUUUUCUAGGAAAAAAAACUGCUUUAAUUCGUUACUAAAUUAAACGAGGAACGCAGGCAUGUAGUUUCGUUCAAUUUAACUGAUCUGUUUUAAUUUCUGUUUGGUUCGCUGGAAAAUUCAUGCCUCGGUUAUCCAGUAGUUUAGCAAACGAAAUUGCUGUAAAUCUAGUGCUCGAUACCUUCCAUUCUGAUUACAUUUACAUGGAUGUUUUAUCUUCA